Molecule: messenger RNA, 6537 nt
Organism: Perca fluviatilis (European perch)
Lineage: Eukaryota; Metazoa; Chordata; Actinopteri; Perciformes; Percidae
Gene: frs3
Product: fibroblast growth factor receptor substrate 3
Exons: 7
Coding region: 914-2773 (619 amino acids)
Biological process (GO): cell surface receptor protein tyrosine kinase signaling pathway
Cellular component (GO): cytoplasm
Source: RefSeq, a predicted model, not a curated record
GGGUUUUUGCCCCUCCCCGUCCGUCAGCCAGGCACACCUUUCCUCUCUGGUCCUCCAGCGUUUCUUACCUUCUUGUCGCUUUUCUCAGCCUCGUUGUCUGGCGGUGAACUCUCACCCCAGCUGCUUGGGAAAUGUCAUACAGGCAGAGGCCCGUGCUGCAGUAGGGGGCGUAAUAGGAGGAAAAAAAAUAACAUUUUUUUCUGCUCUCACCGCAUCUUUUAUCCACGUCUCUGCCGUGCAUGUGCCACAUCCCGCUACCAGCAGCAGCCGCCGCAGAUAACUAAUCGCAGUCUCAAUGCUCAUUUCGCAUUAGGGCUGAUACAAAAAAAAAUAAUCCGUGCCAGACAUGUGAGUAGCAAACCAUCGCUGUCGUCCUGACUGCUAUAUGUGCUCACGCUAUUGUAUCCUCACACCAAUGAGAACAAAUGGUCAUUGAACCGUGUCGUUGUGCAUUUAGUGUCAGUGUCCUGGUUUCACAGUGGCUGAGCUGAAGUCUUUGCACAUUGACGGGGCAGAUGAAGCCUCGCUGUCUGCUUGUUUUGGGGGGCUCUGCGUCGGCUUGGCUAAUUGAGCAAAAGGCAGUGAUUUGUCUGCUGUAAAUAGCCCAGAUGGAGGGAAAGCCCAUUCAAUCACUGGGUUGUAUGACAUUGUGUGUAAUGUAGCCUAGCUCUUUUUUCUUUUCUUUUUUUACUUUGAUUUAAGGUAUCUGUGAAUUGGUGGUGUGGAGUCCAGACUGGCAUCUCCAGUCAGAUGUGGAGGCCCAGGGGGGAGAACAUGAUGCUUCUCUUGAAGAUGUCAGUCCAACAAACUAAAUGGCUAGUGACGACGAUGCCCAGUCGAAGAUCCUGGGAUUGAUACGUGAAUCCCUUUACACCGAUGGCCUGGACUGAGUUUCAGCUGGCCUGCUGAAGCUAUGGGGAGCUGUUGGAGCUGUCUGUACAGAGACCCCGUCCGAGACAACCAUCUUACUAAAUUUAAAGUCACCAAUGUGGACGAUGAAGGCAACGAGCUGGGCUCUGGGAUCAUGGAGCUCACCCAGACCGAGCUCAUUCUUCACACACGCAAGAGAGACGCCAUCCGGUGGCCGUAUCUCUGCCUGCGCCGCUACGGCUACGACUCCAACCUGUUUUCUUUUGAGAGCGGUCGUCGCUGUCAGACUGGGCAGGGAAUCUUUGCAUUCAAGUGUUCCCGGGCAGAAGAGAUCUUCAAUCUGCUUCAGGAGCUGAUGCAAUGUAACAGCAUCAACGUGGUGGAAGAGUCAAUGAUGAUGAGUCGCAGUGGUCACACACCAGAGAUGGAAAUGUCUCGCACACCACAGACUCCCAACACUCCAGCAUUCCCUGUCCAGGCUUUUCCCAAUGGAUACCCUGGUUAUCCAAUCAGAGGUGAUUCCUCCCAACCCUCUCUUGCUGAUGAUCAAGGACAUAGCCUCAUGGGUUUGGAAGACCAGACCCACACCUAUGUAAAUACUGUUAGUAUGGAGGGGGAUCUCUCUAUGCGUCACUGUGUGCACUCCCUGCCUGAGGUGCGGCCCAGCUCUUUCCCUGAAACAACACGGGGAGCCAUGCCUGUCGGGGGCCAAGGAAAUCCGCAGCCCAACCUGCGGUGCUGUCCCUUGGAGGAGCAUAACGAUCCUCAGGUGUUCUUAAAGCCGUCCUCACAGGAGGUCAAAUUCAUGCUGGGCCCCACUCCGGCACAACGCCAUCUGCUGGAGAGAGAGAGGGAGAGAGAGAGGGAGAGGCAUGCGCACAAUCCUCACAGCCUUCAGCCAGUAGAGGGUGCAACAGGCUCAGAGACGGAGGGAGACGAGCCCUCCAUGCAUCUGUGCAACUCUCACUCCUAUCAUCAUUUCCAUCACCACACGCACCGGCAUCCGGGCCUCGAGCAUCCGGACAGCUGCCAGAGUGGCGAACUCACCUAUGAGAACAUCAACGGGCUGAGGAGCGGCCGGAAGCAGCGGCUGAGCCCCAGCAGUGUGUCGCAGUCUGUGGGUUCAAGCAGCAGCAGCAGCACUGGGGACAGUCACACCCACUCCCUCAUGCACCCACACGCCCUCGGCCCGUCGUCUCUACCCCUGCAGGGCUACGCCUGCGAGAGGGGCAUGGGUGGAGGUCAUCGUCGGACAGCUCUGCUUAACUACGAGAACCUGCCCUCUCUGCCGCCGGUGUGGGAGUACAGAGCUCUGCAGCGGGAUGACGAACAGGAAGAGGAAGACGAUGAGCAGGAUGAGGAGGAAUAUGAGGAAGAAGAGGAAGACUUUGAUGAGUACGAGUUCUCAGAAGGCCCUGGGACACCCAACGGGUACCACCAGGAUGGUCGGGGCAUCCACAGAGAUGCCUUGCAGAACUAUGUCAACACAGAGCAGGUCCAGCCGCCCCGGCUCCGACACGCCUGCCCUCCGCAUCCACGGCCGUGUCAGCCAGACAGAGGGGGGCGAAUAUUUAGCUUUGAUUUCCGCAGACGAUCAAGGUCAGGGGUUGGAGGCUGUGAGCACGGCCACAUGCCUCCAUCGCGGCAGCUGAAUUACAUCCAGGUGGACCUAGAGGGAGAACCUCCCUGCCAAGCCAUCAGCAGCGGGGGUGCCCAGACCCAGCCACAGCACCAGCGCCUACCACCCAAAAAAUGUGGCCCACAGGCAUCCCGGCGUAGUGAAUGCUACGCAGUCAUUGACCUAAAGAAGACCGCUGCCAUGUCCAACCUGCAGAAAGCUCUGCCCAGGGAUGAUGGGACUUCCAGAAAGACUCGCCACAACAGCACAGACCUGCCUCUGUAAACGGUGUUCAAACUGAAGAGGAACAAUGAAGACAGAUGAGCACACUGGACCCUUCACUGUCAUCCAUCCAUUCAACUGUCGGGCUGACUAAUACAGUACAGGUACCUAAUCUGUGCAUAUAAAAGGAUAUGAGAAACAUCUGAGGAGAAUUUGCCAUUUUAUUCUGUGUUAUUUAUUAGAUAUGUGGUGUGAAGCUCUCUCAAGAAAUUGGCAGUUUUUGCUGCAAAUACUGUUGGAUAUAUGGAUAUUUAUAUAUAAGCAUAAAAUCAUAUAUACAGUAGAUAUAUAUGACUUUAUGCUUAGCUAUGACUUGGAGCAGAGACCUCUGUUUUCAGUGGAAUCAGUCAUUGCCAUACGGUAUUAGCAAAUUUUUAUUCAUAAACCCAUCUUCACUUAGACAUUUCUUAUAGUUUCUAUCAUUUAGUUAAUCUACAUCCAUGUGUUUUUUCUUUUUUUGUUUUUUUACUACUACUUAAAUGCUAUGAGAGUCAAAUAUUAGACCCUUGUUACAGAAGAAGUUGAGUAGCUGAAGGGGCAUGAAGGAAGGUCAAUGGUUCCUGCAAGAUACUGGCCAAUAUUCAUACGUCAUCAUAAGCAUCUUAGUGUAAUAGUGGCUAGUAGAAUAGAUCAUUAUUUGUUACUAUAUGCCUAUAGAGCAUUUUGCACACAAUCCUAUGGAAUUGUAUUUUAUCAUACUUUAGGGAAUGGUUUCGUCCAGUCCAAGAAAAAUGGAAUUAGAUGAACAGAAAAGAUGGUGAUAUUUGCAGAAUUAUACUAAACUGAAUGAUGGUAAAAGUAGCACACAUGGAUUAAAUGAGCUUUGGCUCCCUCCUAUCCACAUGCAGCAAAUAAAAAAGUAGCAUAUCAUUUCAGAUCACACCUCCUGCACAUCGUCCCAGACCUGCAGGAGGUCCAUGCAGUUUACGCGGUUUACGCUUGUCACGUUGCACUUUUGACUUUUUGGGCCACUGAAAUGCUCUUUGUCUCUACUCCCACUCCACUGGAGCCACAGGUUCGACUGUGUCCUUUUUACCAAAAGCAGGGGGCCAAAUAUUUCAUUGAGAUUUUUAGUCAGCAUCGUAGAUAGGAUUUACUUACAUGUUUUGAUGGUGACAUCAACAACCUCAAAUAGUGGCAUUAAGCUAUAACCUCACAUAAAAAGUGCUGAAUCUUUAAUUUGUCAGUUAUCUGGUGUGAAUGGUCUGUUUUUAAAGGGUCACAAAGUGAAGAUUUUUGUAUGGCUAUUUAUCAACUGUAGUCAGAUAUUUAUUUAUUUAUUUAUUCUUUUAUUUUUAAUUGUAAUCAUUUUGUGUUUCCAUGUGAUGACCAGCUUUUUGUAAUCCAGUUGGUAAUAUGGAGAUGAAGGUUUCACAUCAAAUUAUCACUGGACACUGGUGUAUUACUGUUAUAACUGUGCUUAAUUAUAUUUAAAAAAAAAAAAUUGAAAGACUGUAUUUAUAUUUUAAGUGCCAAAACUUAUUUGCAAACUGUAUGAUGAAUAAAAUCAAACGUGCCAUUAGGAUUUGUAGAACACAAUAUGACAUAAAGGCAUUAGGUAAUAAUGGUCGGUAGACAACCUUAAAAAAAAGAAGAAGAAAAAGUAAUCAACUUUUAAAGGAUAAAUUAAAACAACAAAAACUGCACAUUCCACCUCAUCCACAUCGACAGCCAUUUUGGAGUGAGAUAUAAGAAAGGUAAUCUUGUAGUCUGAUAAUCACAGCCAGGGUGGUUUUAUGCUGCUACAUGUAAAUACUAAGGUACUUGUCAAAAUGAAAAUGUAUGUGUUUGAACCUAUGCGAUGUCAGAUCUUUUACCAUAUUGUUAAUUGCUAAUAGAAGUACCAUUGUUUUGUUCUUCUGAAAUUAUGUCUGAGCAGUAGAAAUAUAUAACGUACCAUUUAAGAGAGUGUUUAAUUUGGCCAAUAUUUCAUUUCAUCCACUGUUUUCUCGACAAACUGUCUGGUAGGAGAGGUAACAGAAGCACAGGCCCAUGGAUGCUGUCAUCUUUUUGUUAAGCACUCAUAUCGACGUAAUAUUUUCAGCUGAUGGAUGAAGGCCAAAUGUUCUAGAUUUACAGAUUGUGGCAUUUAGCUGUAGUUUUUUUUUUUUAACGGAGCAUUCAAUCUGGAGAUCAAUAUAGGACGCAAAUACAAAUUCUUAACUUCUACUAAGGAGGAUUUUUUGGCUUCUGUGUGACAUGAGGUGCAAAUCAAAGAUGAUUUCUUCAAAUUAAUUUGUGCAAAAAAAAAAAAAAAAAAACGCUUCAAGUUUGUGAUGGUUGCUUGUGUUGGGUGCUAUGUAGAUAUUUAUUUUACAUUACAUAUAUUUUAUUUACAUAUUUCAUUUUGAAUUAUAUAAAACUGUGAAAUGCUGUCAGAGGAAAGCUAGAUACAGUUCAAACUUGCAAAAUCCACUACUGUUACUAUAAAUUUGUUAUUCUUUAGGUAUGAUAUAUUUUUCAUUUUAUGAUUUUCAAUUCUUUUUUUAAUGAAACCAAAACUGGUCAGUCAAUAAAACGUCAGAAAGUGCACACCAAUUUCCUACAGCCCAUGGGGCCAUCUCGUUUUGUCUAAAAUUCAAAGAUAUAAAAUUUCCAAUUGUAUAAAACAUUUUUACUUUAAAAAGUUACUUUUACAAGCAACCAUUUAUCAAAAUUGUAGAUGAAUCAAUUCUUCCCAGACUCAAAUAAUCAAUUUAUAAUGUGGUCUUUUUAGAUAUGUGAUAAAAGGUAUCUGCAAUUCACUACUUUUAUUGAUGUGUUUGUAGGACAGCAUCUAACGAUUAAUGUUUGGUCUAUAGAAGGCCCCUCACAAUUUUCCUGAUCUCAAGGCCAUAUCUUCAAAUUGUCUUGUUUUGUCUGACCAGCAAUCCAAAACCUCAAAGUAUUCCAUUUACACUGAUGUUAAAAAGCAAGAAAAGCCUUGCAAAUGCAAAUUAGUUACUCCGUAAGUGAGAGAUAAACGAAUCCUUUCAGUGCUACUUGUUUGAUGGUAACAAUAAUGUAAAAGUUUUUGUUUCCCAACGCAGAAGCUUUAAACCACUCCAAAAUCAAAAGUUAAUAGUUUGUAUUUUUGUUUGAUCGUCAUACUUUAAUAUGACAUUUAAAAAGAGAAAGUCUCUUCUAUAACAAGAAGGCCGACUUUUAGCAGACAUUUUUGACUGUAUUUGCAAAGAUAUUGUCAUGAUACAAUGGAAGGAUGUUUACAUUUUUGCAAUAAUAGGUGAAUUAUUGUUUUGUCGACCUAAAUCAGACUAAUGUGUGAAGUGUGAAAUUGAAAUAGUCUAUAGAGCUGUGGGCUUAAUGUAUUUAAUCGCCUGUUCUUCUGUGAAUCAGCAGUCUUAUUUUUAAUUCAGGUACGAUGUUUACUUUUCAGUCGUCAUAGUACAAUUUCAGUUAUGAAAGUACAAAAGAAAUGUUCUUGAUUGUCAGACACUGUGUUUUCUUAAACUCACAUUAAAGGUGCCAUACAGUGGGUGACCAUUGCCAGUACUUAAAUUAAAUUUUAUUUUCAAUUUUCAAACCUGUGGUGAUGUUUCGUACAGGAAUCAGAAAGAGUUUCAUCUAAUUUCUCAGAAUAUAGUUACAUGUGGUUUUAUGGUCAUUUAAAAAAAAAAAAAAAUCCAUGUUGAAAUGUGUUACCAAUCUUUGUUAUAACGCAGUAACCUCACCACCACCAAUAGCAGUUAACAGGUAUUACGGCAUCAUUACCACAUACUCCUGUGUUUACUGAUUAAUAAUUAAAAUAAAUAGAUGUGGUAAUUGUU